Messenger RNA from Lottia gigantea (owl limpet), 540 nucleotides. RefSeq lists its product as hypothetical. The record is from RefSeq and is a predicted model, not a curated record. NCBI's taxonomy places the organism in Eukaryota, Metazoa, Mollusca, Gastropoda, Lottiidae. The transcript is spliced from 4 exons. The coding region runs from base 1 to 540 and encodes 179 amino acids.
AUGGUGGACAAAAAUGGAGAUGAAAUCAUUGCGUAUGUCGUAUUAGGAGGAAUUUUGGCUGCUCUAGUUGUCUUCGUCUCUUUUGGUGUAUACUAUUAUCAAAGAUAUGGUAAUGGAUCGUCAGAAAUCAAUACCAAUAUAGAAAUGCUAAAUCUAGGAGAUAAUGAAGCACCCAAAAACUACUCUAAGGAAGACAAUUCCUCGACAAACUUUUCACAUGGAUUUCCAAUAUUUUACAUGACUGGCAAAAAUUCAGUUGGAAAACGUAUAAAUUACACUGCCAGGACGACGGGUAAUUUCUACUUGGAGGUGUUAUACAUACACCUUGGUCCUAAAUCCUGUGAAAAAGUAAAGUUUUAUUCAGAAAAGAAGCCAACAUUUGGAUUGUCAUGUACAGAUUUUGGAAUGACGAUGUUUUAUAAAGAUAUUGGACAUGUCGGUAGAAAAUUUAGUUUAGAAAUCGAUGGUUUGAAAUUGGAAGAGAGUGAAGUUAUUUAUUUUAAACUUAGUGGGCACUAUAUCAUAGACACUAUAUCAUAG